AUGCCUACCAGUAUUCUUGAUAUGCCCGACGACGACAUCCUCAAUCUACAACUUGUCAACAAGCGCAUGCACUCUAUCAGUCGUCUCUACUUGUCAAAAAGAGUCAACGACGUGUCUCUCCAAGGUCUUCAGGAGCUAUACUCUCUGAGUUUUGGUCCUUGCGCCCACCACAUCACCACCCUCAUCCUUCGCAUGGAGCACCGAGUCAUGCCGAAGGCCAAGUACCUCACUCUCAUAUACGCUACUUUCCGCAACUUUGCAAACUUUGGAAAGCUUGCAUCCAUUGGAGUCCGCCGCCAUCGUGAAGUCACUCACUAUCAGAGCUUGGCCGUGACUCGAAAGUCGCACAGCGUAAUGGUCGAUUUCCUGGUCACUCGCCUGUUGCGUUCUGCCUCCCGAGCGAAGUUGAACAUCCGCACGGUGGUCUACGAUUUCGCCAUGUCUGGAAGCCAAGUGCGCGAUUAA
Molecule: messenger RNA, 465 nt
Organism: Aureobasidium subglaciale EXF-2481
Lineage: Eukaryota; Fungi; Ascomycota; Dothideomycetes; Dothideales; Saccotheciaceae
Exons: 2
Coding region: 1-465 (154 amino acids)
Source: RefSeq, a predicted model, not a curated record